Molecule: messenger RNA, 285 nt
Organism: Nannizzia gypsea CBS 118893
Lineage: Eukaryota; Fungi; Ascomycota; Eurotiomycetes; Onygenales; Arthrodermataceae
Exons: 2
Coding region: 1-285 (94 amino acids)
Source: RefSeq, a predicted model, not a curated record
AUGAAGUUCUCCGCAGUCCUCGCCCUCAUCCCCUUCCUCGCAGGAGCCCUUGCUGCUCCGAGUCCAAAUAAUAUGCUCACGGAGGCCCCGAUGCAGCAGAACUCUGACAUGGACGCCAGCUCCCAGCUCUUGUCCAUUACUGCCGCCCAAUGCCCUCCCAGCCACCCCUUGCUGUUUCCUGCUGUCCAAAGGCCUGCUGCGCCGCUGGCACCACCCACUGCGGAAGUGAUGGCCACUGCUACCGCCGUGGAUAAAGGAUAUCUUCAUAUUCUAAGGCUUGGGUGA